Messenger RNA from Ostertagia ostertagi, 276 nucleotides. Lineage: Eukaryota; Metazoa; Nematoda; Chromadorea; Rhabditida; Trichostrongylidae. The record is from the annotation of a GenBank genome assembly.
GCCCGUGUGCUCGUGGUCUAUGCUGGAAAGGAUAUGCUUAUCGAACCGAAGAUUUCACGAGAACUUGCUACUUCUUUCAGUGAUCACAGAGCGCUGGCUUGUAAGGAUAACGAUGACGUAUCAGAGGAAAAGGUUAUACAAGAAACACGUGAACUUUUCUCAAAAGAAGCUAAAACUGUUUCGGUCAAUUUCGAAAUGAGCGGUCAUUUCCUUCAACGAGAUCGAGCACGGUACAUUGCUGAUUCUAUUGAAGCAAUUCUGCGAAGUCAAAUAUAA